UAUUCCAGAUGACAAAUCUAUUUCGCGGAAUCCAUCUUCGAGAGUUGACGGCUCGAGCUUUGCGACUAGAUAACUACCAAUCGGGCCUUAGAAGCUACCGUUUGUUUGAGAUAUUGCCACACCAUGCACUGGAAGACGUGUUUCUGGGCUUCUCUGUUUGUGGUCGCUUCCUCAUAUCCUACAAACAUGACUGCAAGCAAUUCUUUCUUCGUUUCUGGCUCUUCCCUCCCACACAAUCGGACAUCCACGGGCACAAUCGUCUCGAGCUUUUUGCCGAGACCUCACUUUCCCGAGUAGUGUAUGCGACCCAAAUUCACGAUGUUCCAUCCGUGCGGUUUAUUCAAUCACAUCUCAACCCCUCCACAUUUGUCAUUCUCUCCAGUGAUGCGGAAUCAAGCAUAUCAUCAGUCCUCGGUACUCGUAACAGCAUUAACCAGUUUUAUGGCGGUGGUGUGAUCAGCGCGUUCGGUUGUAUGCCUGAUGUGGAGUGUACCGAUUGUGUCGCUGCUGGUGCUGCUCUCUGCCGCGGCUGUCAAAACACUGCUUCCUCUCCUCGAUGUCCUUUUCACACCCGACUGUUACCUAUCUACUUGGACCUACCCAACCCACUCUCUCCAAAGUCAACAGGUUAUGAUCGAUCUCGCAAACGCCGCAAACGUUCCGCCUGUCCUGCUGACCUACUUCCAGCCUGUUUCGCACCGCAGACUUCUGGGAUACCAGGUCGUCAGUGCUCCUGUUUCGCCCAAACCAAAACGCCUAUUUCCCUCAUCCAAAUUUCCGUGUGCAACAUCACUGGUAGUGUACGGAUCGCUUGGCCGAGUCCGGAUGCACAAGUGAAAGUGCUUACAUGCUCUUUUGAAUCGACAAAUCACAGAGACGGCGGCCGCUCUCAUCAGCUUCAUUUACUGCCCGAGGCCUCUUCGCUCGGCACCGGACACGCUUUGCUCACUUACAUACCUCCCCUCCUACUACACAACUACUGUUCCAAUUGCUACUCCUGGCCGUCUUCGAGACAACAUCCCUGCGACGAAACCAUCUACGACCCCUGCCACACUACACCCCAGUCACGUCCACAGUGUGUUUUUGCUCGCCCUCUACCCAUACUCACUUCCGUGCAGGAAUUGGAAGCAAAUUCAAACUACCCCUGCAAGUUUGCAGAUAACGCUACUUCUGCCACGCACCACAACUGCUUUGCCACGGAUACCAAGCUACCACCUCCAACAGGGUCUUUUCAACCCAAUGAAAACCUCUCAUUUCGAUAUCCGGCGCUUCUCUCUGGUCGACGAAAGCUCUUGUGUUGCAUUCACAUCAACUAUCUGGCAAUGUUACAAAAUGUUCGUGCUUCAUAUGUGCUUUGGACACUAGUUUCUCGCCCGCCUCAGCCCCGCCGUCGCGAGUCCUCUGUGCCGAUCGCUAUGGAAGAUGACACUUUGGAUAAUUCAUCUGCCUCAUUCUCUGAGUCGGCAUCGGAUCCGGAGCCACUGGGAUUAUCCCUCGAACCAGUGAGCAGCGAGGACUUGACAUCACCGGAAGAUCUCCUCGCGCACCGUCUUUCCGGACAAACUCACACGUCAUUCGACCUAACCGAAUGGGAAGAGGUGAAACCAUCGAACCCAGCUGCCUCUUCAACCCACAGACAACACGCUUAUGAUGGACGAACAAUCGCCUAUCUAGAGGAGGUGGUUUUCGAUCUCCCCGCGGAGUUCGUGGAUGAUGAAAAAGAUAGUUUCUUCGAAUCUAACCAGCUCGCUGUUUUUGUUCCGCCGGAAGAACAAAACCUACUUUUGGUGUACCGCCGACUGAACGAGGACAUGUCGGAGAAUGCUUACGAAUUCCUCGAUGAGAUUAAUCUGUCGACUGGCGAACGACGCCUACUUACACACUACAAAUCGUGUGAUGGGGAUCUAUCCCGUUUACGUGACUUGGUCUUAACCUGUCCGUCGCGAGUAUCCCACACUGACCGAUGCAGCAAGGGUCUGAUUCACGAACUGAACAACAUGCAGAUGACCGUCCAUUCAGAAAGCUUGAAACUCUUGACUGAUCCUCAGGGAGGCUACGCCGUUUACUUAUGAUCCGUGUUCAUCUAUUUUCAUGUUUCUGUAUUUCGUAUUUUCUUCUUCGUUGACUGCGCAUUUUGACUAUGACCGGCACCUUACUCUCCACCUUGUUAUCACUCUUCCCAGACCAGCCUCCGACUACGUGCCAGAGUGAUGUGCAUUUAUUGUCAGACCAGAUUUGGUUCGAAAGAGUUGCUCAACUUAUGGAAUUUUUG
Dicrocoelium dendriticum is the source of this 2272-nucleotide messenger RNA. The record is from the annotation of a GenBank genome assembly. NCBI's taxonomy places the organism in Eukaryota, Metazoa, Platyhelminthes, Trematoda, Plagiorchiida, Dicrocoeliidae.